CCAAUAUCAGAGGCUGCUUGUUUUUCAUCAAGCGACAACAACAUUAUCGGUUUGCAAUUCUCAGAUUGCGUCAUCUUGCCUCUUCUUUAACCCAACAAAAUAUAUUAAAUUUUUUUAGGUCUCUUUUCUAACCAAAGUUAGGAGAUUCAAUGGUUGGAUUUUUUCAAGUCUUUUAAAAAUGUUUAAUGACCAUCAUCAAAUGGCAUUCCGAUUGGAAGAUUCAGAAGGUUUGAAUAGACAACAACCUCAUCAACAGUUCAUGUCCUCGUUCCAAGUUAAUUCUCCAAGUUUUUCCUCUCCGACUCAAAUUAGUCCGUCUACUAAUUCUUUCCUUCAUCCUCAAGAGGUUGUUAAUAUUCCAUUAUUUGAUGCCAAUACUCAGGAAACUAAUGGAACAAAUCAACCAAAUGUUGAGAAGAAGGUAAAGAAGAAGAAAUCAAUUCAAUCCUUACCUCAACUUUCCACUACCACUGAAAGUACAGAGGCUCAACUGUCUCCUAUGGCAUGUCAACAUUGCAGGUCUUUGCAUAAAAAGUGUGAUAGAACUUUACCAAAUUGUUUGAGAUGUCUCCAAACAAAUCACCUAUGUUUUUACCCGGAUAAAAAGAGGAAAAAAUCGGAAAGUUUAGACAGUUUGGAUUCACAACAUAAAUCACCAACAGGUACUCAACCACACCAAGAACCAAAGAAGAAAAAGAAGUCAAAUGAACAACAACAUCAUAAUAGCAACAACCAAAUGAAUAACAAUCCAAUGAUUAAUCAACUAUUUGGUCAAUUGGGUGGACAUGUGAAUAACCAAAUGAAUAAUCAAGCAAACAAUCAGAUGAAUAAUCAACAAUCUCAAAUGAAUAUUACAGCCGAUAAUUUUUCCCAAAACCUUCAACAAUUAGCCCAAAAUAUGGGUCUAGGAUUGGGUCACGACAUGAAUGAGGCAAACCCUAUGAAUCCUCUGUCCUUAGGUUUACUUUCCUCCAAAAUAUCUUCACUCAAUACUUCCACUCAGUUGCAAUUGCUCAACAUGGCAGCUAAUGCCUUGUCAGGCAAUACCAACUCUCUUAAUAACCUCAUUUCAAAUAUACCAGCAGGAAUAUUGUCGGCAUUCACUGGUGGGGCAAGACAAACCCCAAAUGUGGAAUCUGUUACUCCUCUUGUAGCCGUUCAAAAUUCUGCUGGUCAUUUCCAACAUUCUGUUAAACCAAUUACGGCAUUUGUAUUGGAUAUUUAUUUCCAUACUUAUAGUUUUGGAUUCCCGUUGAUUCCAAAAGAGAGAAUGUCAGCCCUAUUGGAUUUGGUGCUGUUAAAACAACAACAGCAAUUAUCAUCUACAGUUGAGAUGCAACAACAUUGCUCUAUUCAAAUCAAGACAUUCUAUGAAAGAGUUGCCAAGCAGUUCUGGUCUUCAGCUGUUGAUAUGGAGAAGGAUCUUGCAGUAUUUUUUGCAGUGUUAGCAGCAACACUUCAAUGUUCUGGAAACUUUGUCUAUCAACAGUACAAGAAUUGUGCAAACCAUUUGGAUUUAAUUUCAUCUGCAGGAGCUGCAAUUAAUCUUCACCAAAUUGGUUCACAAUACGAAUCUCCAUUGGAAAAUACUAUGGGAGGUAGUUCUAUAAAUGGUACAGACUCACCACAUGAUGAUUUAUUCAUUCAAGACCUUAAGAAUAAGUGGUUCAACAAUUCAAAGAAUAUCAUUGGUAAAUAUUUCGACGAUUUGGACAGCAUGUCAAUUCCUAUUGCUCUUACAUUUUUGGUUUACUAUCUUGUUGGUGAAGGUGAGCUUCAAAGAGCCAGAAUGUACACGAAUAUGGUUGAAAACUUGUGUCAAAAAGUAUGGAGUUCAAUGAAUUGUUUUGGUAUUGGCUCUAGAGGUUUUGUAAAUGGCUCCAAACCAGUUGUGAGUACACUCUCCAAAAUAUCUGGUUCUGGAGGUGCUUCCAGUAUCAUGUACGGCUUACCUGCCCUUCUUGUUCACAGGUAUUUAAGACCUAUUGAAAUCUUUUUGGCCGAAUUUGAGGAACCAACAAAUUCACUAAAAAGAAAGCUGCAAAACAUUGGAAAUAAGAUUAGAAUAGAUUUGACAUUUAUUGAAGACUGGGAAAAUAUUAAGGAUCAUGAAUUGGAAGAAUUAGAAAGAUUAAUCAAAUUCCUAAACAAGUAUAUUGAUUUGCUAUUCUCUACCAUGAUGAAUAAGGAAUCAAUGUUAUACAUUACAAGCCAUUUAACCUUCCAUGAUGUUGUUAUGGAUGUUUAUAAGCGUGCACAAACAAAGAAUGUAGAUUCACUCCUCAGAUUUGCUGCAGAGGUUAUUGAAAUAACUAAAAUCCCUCUAUUCACCUUCCUUCCAACAGCCUUCAUCAAUACUAUAAUGAAGGCCGUGCAAGUUAGACUUGCCUAUGGGAAGCCUUCAGAAAAUCCAAAUAUCAAUUUGAGAGAUGACAUGGCAGCCCUCAAACUUCUCUCAGCUAAAUAUCCAGUCAUUACCAAACUCUUCGGUGAUACUAUAAGAGAAGUAGAAACAGUUCUCUAUCUUCAAUCCUUUUCUCAUUCUAGUAUUAUGCGUCAUAUUUUACCAGAGCAACCUUACACUCAAACUACCACAAACAAUAACAGCAAUUCCUCAGAGUUUGAUUUUGAAGAUAAUAAUUUUGAUAUUUUGAACUUUUUGAAUGGUGAACCAUCACACGGAAUGUCUGGCGUGUCUGGAAUGAAUUUUGAUGAUGAAUUGAUUGGAGAAAUCUUUGGCUUUUCAAACUUGGACAAUGAGAGUACAACUUCGAAUACCAGUUGCGAAUCCAUUUUCAUUGAUGGAGAAAAACUUGAAAUUCCUUCAUGUGUUAAAUCAGGUUCUUUCCUACCAAUUCUGAUUAAAAAUCUUAGUAAGCAAAAAGAAGUUUUGCUUCAAAAUGAUCCAAACAAAUCAGAGAUAAUCAAAAUGUUGAGAACUCAACUCAUUGAUGAACUCACACAACAUGUAGGAACUGAUGAAAAUACCAAGCUACUCAUUCAAUUAUUUACAAAGAGUUACGUACACAAGUAA
Messenger RNA from Naegleria gruberi, 3034 nucleotides. RefSeq names its product GAL4-domain-containing protein. Gene Ontology annotation, biological process: positive regulation of transcription from RNA polymerase II promoter by galactose. Gene Ontology annotation, cellular component: nucleus. Gene Ontology annotation, molecular function: DNA-binding transcription factor activity, RNA polymerase II-specific; zinc ion binding; RNA polymerase II cis-regulatory region sequence-specific DNA binding. The record is from RefSeq and is a predicted model, not a curated record. The transcript is spliced from 2 exons. NCBI's taxonomy places the organism in Eukaryota, Heterolobosea, Eutetramitea, Acrasida, Naegleriidae. Bases 179 to 3034 code for a protein of 951 amino acids.